Molecule: messenger RNA, 6646 nt
Organism: Drosophila rhopaloa
Lineage: Eukaryota; Metazoa; Arthropoda; Insecta; Diptera; Drosophilidae
Gene: Nlg3
Product: neuroligin-3
Biological process (GO): presynaptic membrane assembly; modulation of chemical synaptic transmission; chemical synaptic transmission
Cellular component (GO): synapse; cell surface; postsynaptic membrane
Molecular function (GO): signaling receptor activity; neurexin family protein binding
Source: RefSeq, a predicted model, not a curated record
UAGCGGUAAUCGGGCGACCGUUCAAACGCUUAAGCAAACGAACCGAGCGCGUCGUGUUUUUUCCCAAAAAUCGUUCUGAAAAAUACCACCCAUCGUGUGGGUGUGCGAUUUGGCUAGGAUGUGUGGCUGUGUGCGCGAUGAAGUUGUUGCAUUGACAAGGCGCGACCAAAAACAACGCCCCGAAAAGUAGGCAAGCGGAUAUAUCUGAACUUCCCGAGACUUUAAGAAGAUAAAAGCAGUCGGAGCGCCGAAAAUCGCAAGAAGCCAACUAAUUUAAGUGAAUGUGCCAGUGUGUGUGCCCGUGCUCGAGUGUGCGUGUGUGAGAGGCGCCAACUUGACCCGGCAGAAAAAUAGAAAUAAAUAGUCAGCCAAAUGGCAGCAGGAAAGCACAAAAAGUGAGAAGCAUAUCCCGGCGAAAGAAAUAUUAAAGAAAAUUAAAGUUUCCGCCCGAGCCAAAAGCCUUGGUGUGAAAGGUUAGUGAAGUGAGACGAGAAAGAAAAACCAUUCCCGAAGAAAGUAAAUUUUGCAAAUCAAAGUCAAGCACUUGGAUCCGGUCUGGACUAUUAAACGCGUCGUCCGCCAUGGAAGAACUUCCCCUAGAGCCCCAGAAGUAUGCCAGCGCCUUCUCCUCCUCGGAAUCCGGCUCAUCGCUGAGUACGUGAACGUCUCAGUCGAGAAUGUCCGCUUGCAUGACAAUUGUAGCGUGCCGGCAUUCAAAAAACGCAGCAGCAGCAGACGACGCGGCUGAGCGAGCAGUACGUGAAGUGAUUCUAAACAAGGAGCAGGACUAGGCCGCAGGAGCAAGGACACCCAACGCACAUGCACGACAGAAGGGCUUAGCACCUGCACUCGAGCCGCAGACAGCAGCAGAGCCACCGCACGGAAUAAUUUACUUAAACUGCCAUUUUUUGCAAAAAACACUGACCAAAAGACGGAUUGCUGUUGUAAAGUAAAAUUAAAAAGGACAUAAAAGGUGAAAUUCCUUGCCGGAACAAGCAAAGCGAAAAGCAGGCCACGCCACGAACGGCUAUCUUGUGGUCAAUUAUACAAGAGCAGAGAGGAAGCACACAAAGCACCAGUCGGACAUCAAGCUAUCGGAAAAACAACGGCAACAUUGCGACCUGGCCAUUUUGACCAAUAACAAUAAUGGUUAUGUUGCUGCACUCGAAGCGACAACUCCCGCCAUCAGCAGCAACGAGAACGCGGCGGAAAGUGCCGCCCCCCAAGUGGGCGUGGGCGUGGUCCUCCCUGCUGGUCCUGCUGCUCCUGGUGCUCCUGGACGUAUCCCGAUGCACGGCGGCUGGCGUUAGUUACAGCAGCAACAGCGGAAACCUGAGCACUUCCCAGAGGAGCCCGGGUGCGGGACCCUCGGCGACCAAUAAUGGCGGACUCGUGCUGAUCGGUUCCAGCAGCGCCACUUCCAGUUCCGUGCCCUCGUUAUCCCUCACUUCGUCCGCGUCGGCGGGCUCCUCGUCCUCCGCCAGCAGCUCGUCCUCCUCAUCCGCCGCCAACAACAGCGGAUCCGGUGGCAGCCGCAGUGGCCGACCCACCAGCAACAACGGCAACCCGAACUCCAACCCGAACCACGAUCAAUUGCCCGCCCAGCUUUCGUCGCGCAUUAUCCACACACGCAACGGCGCCAUUUCGGGCGUAAUUGUCCAACUGGACGGCCGGCACUUGGACCCGGUGGAGGCGUACCGGGGAAUCCCCUACGCCUCGCCGCCGGUCGGCAAUUUGCGGUUCAUGCCACCUGUCUCGGCGGCCAUGUGGUCAGGUGUCAAAAAGGCGGACAGAUUCAGCCCGGUUUGCCCGCAAAGAUUGCCCGACAUCCACAACGAGACGGCGGCCCUGGAGCGAAUGCCCAAGGGCAGACUGGAGUAUCUGAAGCGAUUGCUGCCCUAUCUGCAGAAUCAAUCAGAGGACUGCCUCUAUCUAAAUAUUUAUGUGCCCAUACAAGUUGGAUCGCGUGACUCCUCGGGCAGUGCUUCGUCCUCAUCCGCCGGCUCCCCGUCAUCCUCGUCAUCGGGAAGUGGCGGCUCCGGCUCAUCCUCUUCGUCGUCGUCAUCCUCCUCGUCGGCUGGAAGUGGGAGUGGCAGUGGAGGUGCUGUCAAGUAUCCUGUGCUGGUCUUCGUGCACGGCGAGUCGUAUGAGUGGAACAGCGGCAAUCCCUACGACGGAUCCGUGUUGGCCAGCUAUGGACAAAUAUUGGUGGUAACCAUAAAUUAUCGCCUCGGAGUGCUGGGCUUUCUGAAUGCCAACACGGACCGCUACUCGAAGCUGCCGGCCAAUUACGGCCUGAUGGACAUCAUUGCGGCGCUGCACUGGCUCAAGGAGAACAUCGCGUCCUUCGGCGGGGAUCCCAACAGCAUCACCCUCGCAGGACACGGCACGGGAGCGGCCUGCGUCCACUUCCUCAUCUCGUCAAUGGCCGUGCCGGAGGGCCUGCUCUUCAACCGAGCCAUCCUGAUGUCCGGCUCGGGCCUGGCGCCCUGGUCGCUGGUCAGCAACCCGGCCAAGUACGCGGCCAUCGUGGCCCACCACGUCAACUGCGCCUCCGACCUCCCGCACGCCCACCUCAUGAAGUGCCUGCGCGAGAAGACCCUGGACCAGCUGCUCAGCGUGCCCAUCCGCCCGCCGGAGUUCGGCUUCGCCUUCGGACCCAGCAUCGACGGGGUGGUCAUCGACGGCGGGGACUACGUGCCGCCCGCCCCCGGCUCCCCGGCGGCCCAGGCCCAGGCCCAGGCGUCGACGGCCGCCGGGAACGGACUGGGCGGCGAGGCGGGAAUCGCGGCUGCCGGCGGGUGGGGAACGCCCGGUCAGCUCGAGAAUAUCGUAUUAAUGAGAAAAACUGCCAUUAACAAGUUGUCAAGAUACGACCUGAUGGCCGGCGUGACACGUGCCGAGGCCUUUUUCAGCUUCAAUUCGGGCGACGUGCAAUAUGGAAUCGAGGCGGAUCGACGGUCGAGAAUUUUAAAGGCCUACGUACGCAACACGUACACGUUCCAUUUGAACGAGAUAUUCGCCACGAUUGUCAAUGAGUACACGGAUUGGGAGAGGCCCGUGCAGCAUCCAAUUAAUAUCCGGGACGAAACGCUGGAGGCGCUGAGCGAUGCCCAGGUUGUGGCUCCGGCGGCUCAAACGGUGGACUUGCAUUCGGCGGAUCAUCGGAACUCCUACUUGUACGUGUUCGACUACCAGACGCGCUUCGGUGAUUAUCCUCAGCGCCAGGGAUGCAUUCACGGUGAGGACUUGCCCUAUAUCUUCGGUGCCCCGCUCGUUGGCGGUUUCAAUCACUUCACGCGCAACUACACCAAAACCGAAAUCAGUCUAUCGGAAGUUGUGAUGUUUUACUGGUCCAACUUUGUGCGAACCGGCAAUCCAAAUGAGCAAAUGGAAACGGAGCAUGGGAGUCGUCAGGAGCGGAGUCGCUAUAAAACAAUCGAGUGGACGGCCUACGAAAGUGUGCACAAGAAAUACCUAAAUUUCGAUACCAAGCCAAAGCUGAAGAAUCACUAUAGAGCACACCGCCUCUCCUUCUGGCUAAACCUCAUCCCGGAUCUGCACAAACCAGGCGGCGAUAAUGUGCCCGCUGCACACCACCAACUGCACGACGACGAGGAGGAGGACAACAACAUCGCCAGCGACGCCUCCGUGAAGCCCCUUAAUCCGCCGUACACUUCGCGGGCUGCCAAUGCGGCGGCCAUGGGAAACUUCACGAUUUUCACCAACCAGGUCUUCUCACUACUCAACCUCAGCUCGCCGUCUUCAUCGCUUCAGAGAAACGGCACUCGGUACGGGGGCGGUAAGAUAUAUCCAGAUGACAUGAUGGAUGCAGAUCAUGCGGGCGGCGCAGCCAGUGCGUCGCAGGAUAAUGACGGCUUUGCUGCCUAUUCCACAGCCUUGAGUGUCACUAUAGCUAUAGGUUGCUCGUUACUGAUCCUGAACGUUUUGAUCUUCGCGGGGGUCUACUACCAGAGAGACAAGACCCGCCUCAGCGAGCCCAGGCCCCAAACCAAGCUGAAAAGGCAGGAAAACGGUCAGAUGCCGAAUAACAUAUGCGGGGACUUGGAGACGCUCACCAUCCACGCAAAGAGCGACCCGGCCACCAUCCUGUCGCACCACCAUGCCAUGCAGCACCACCAACUGCCGCCGCCGGAGUUCGCCGACAUACCGCACCGCGCGCCUCCGCCGCCGAAGCACAUGAAGUCCCUGCAGGAUCCGGGGGCGGGGGCGGGCGGGGGUUCGGUCAGUGGGGCGGUGGGCGUCUCGGGGGUGGUACAAAUGGCUCCGCCACACGCCCUCCAAGUGAUGGGCAAUCAAUGCGGUACACUGACCAAAAAGAGCUGCAUGAAACAAACGCAGGCCCAGGCCCAGCAGCAUUCGCCUGCCCAGCAGCAGCAGCAGCAGCAACAUGUGGUUACCCAUCAGCAACACUUGCAGAAUCAUCAUAAUCAAAGCAUGACCACUGUGCUGACCACUGCCGGUGGACUGGUGGUGCCCACGCCACCCACUGUGCCCGUGAUUGUUGCCACCACCACGCAGCACCAGCAACACCAGCAGCAGCAGCAUCAGCAACAGCAGUCGCACCAGCAGCACCAACAACAGCAGCAGCAACAUCCGCUGAUGGACGAGCUGCGUGUGUGACAUUAAUUGACCGUGCGUUUUAAAUGUGAUCUCUAAGCGCACAGCAUCCCUGACCCGGCCCCUAAUCCCUUUCCAAUGCGUUUCAGCUGUCCCUAUAUAUAAAUUACAUAGGCUAUAGCCUGUAAGUGUGUGUGAGGAGUUCCAGCUGUGUCUAUCCAAUACUCGCGGAUGCUUCUCCUCGGUAAACCCUGCUGGUUGAUUUUCUAAAAACGUUCACUGUAAAUAGUUAAGUGUAGAUUGUUGUCGAACUCAUAAUCAAAGAAAGCUAACUUGGAAUUUAAACUGAGCGGCAAGGUGUUCAUUAAAUGGUUUAAUUGCAUAUGUUUUCAUAACUUACCCAAUAUUUACUACUUUUAGAGCGAUACUUGAUUUCACACUGAACUAUAUCUUUAGUAUAAAUAACAUAUAUUUAUUCAUAAUUUGGAACUUAUAAAUAUAUUUACUAUGGUUUACAAUUGAUAGUUUUACUUUUUUGGGUAGUUCAUAGCAAACGUUUUAUUUGUAUUUAAGCUUUACAUAUAGAACCGAUUACACUAUUUUUUAGUUAUUUCUCUUACUCUAAUAUGUAUUUUACAACUAUUUAGGACCAAUAAAAACCACAUAAUUCCAAGUUACGGACAAGUUUCCAUCUCUUCCUUUUGUUGGCGUUAGUAUAGAAAACAUUACGGUAGAAUAAAAGUAUAGGAAAUCUAAGAAAAUUCGGAAUGCGUAAAAACAAAAAAGAACAUUAAUGUUAUUCUUCCAAAGACUGAAUUAUAAUUGUGUAUUGUGUGUAAAUAAAACUAGUUGCAAAAAUAAAAGUACUACUCUACAUGUACAACAAACAACUCCCAUAUUUGUAUAUGAAUUUCAAACGUAUAAAUAUGAGAGCAAAGUUUUUAGCCAAACAAAAAACAGAAGACAUAGCCGAACGGUCAAGAAAGGUGGCAGUCAUAAAAUCAAAUAAUGUACAGGAAAAAGGGAGCUGUUCCUUUAAGUUUUGGCAGGAGAUUUGUAAAAACGAAACUGUACAACUACCCCAACCAAACAAUAGAAGCAACAUAAACUCGAACUAAAACUAAAACCUAACUUUGGUCAGGCAGAAAACAAACAAAACAACAACAAAAGCAAAAUUAAAUUAAACUGUUAAUUGUAAGCAUGCAGCUACUUUGUUAUGUAACUAAAUAAAUAUUUAUAUAGUUAUUAAAAUUAAAUGCGUAUAUAAGCCCACAAAAAAAACAGUAAGCUCUCUAUACAGCUAUACAAACUUCCAACUGCGAGAAUAGUUAAAAAUUCCAUUAGGAGUUAAGCGGGGCAAUUGAAAUGCGCAGUGAAAGCAUAACAAAUAUUCAUAAUUUUUCGUAUUUUUUUAUUCAGUUGUUUUUUUUUCAGAACUACAACUAUUUGCAAACAAUUGCCCAAAAUUGUAAUUAAAAUGGAAAUGAUACCCGAGAAAAAACAGAAGGGGAAAAUUAAGCAAUGGAACAGCUCAUUAAAGUGAAACAGCGCGGAAAUUGCAAACAAUUUACGGCGCUUAUUAAAAAUACUUGUAAAUUAUAUAAACACAUUUAGCGGCAAUAAAAACCAAAGUGAAAAGUAUACUAUAAUGAAAAACAAAAACCAUUUACAGCCCAAUUGAGAAUGUUUAAGUCUAUAGCUUCUGUAUGCGUAAACAUACAUCUACAAAAAUAAAUCUAUAUAUUAAUGUAAUGGUGUAAACUUAGCAUAAUUAGCUAAAUAAUACAACAAAUAUAAAUAAAUAACAUAUAGAGUGCUGCAUAACUGGCAAAACAAAAACGAUACAAUUCAAACCAAAACUCAUGAAACUAUUGCGUUAGAAAAUGUGUAACGAUUGUGCGAAAGAGACUUAGUAUUAACAAAUUUGGACUAAAUGGAAUAUAGUAAAAAUCAGUAAGAAAAAAAAGCCCAAUGAAAGGAAAGAAGAAAAUUUAGUUUAAUGGUGUAUUAACACGAAAGCCAUGUGAAACAAGUUGCAGACAUUUAAGAUGAAAUGGAAAUUAAA